This is a messenger RNA of Camellia sinensis, 2239 nucleotides long. RefSeq names its product exocyst complex component EXO70H1. Lineage: Eukaryota; Viridiplantae; Streptophyta; Magnoliopsida; Ericales; Theaceae. Gene Ontology annotation, cellular component: exocyst. The record is from RefSeq and is a predicted model, not a curated record. Gene Ontology annotation, molecular function: phosphatidylinositol-4,5-bisphosphate binding. Gene Ontology annotation, biological process: exocytosis.
ACACUCCUCUCAUUCCCAUCACCAAUUUUCUCUCUCUACUAUUCUCCAUACACACAAAUCAACUCUAACGUCACACUCAAACUCAAACUCUCACGCCUCUUAAAUCUUCCCAACAUAACAGCAAUUAACUCAAUCUCAUACUCACAUACACAUACAUACACACAUUUGCAUAUGCCGAAAAAAGGAAUGAGGACUGUCUUCUUCUCUUCAUCAAGGCCUUCAUCGCCAUCCCACUAUUCUUACCCCUCUUCCCCUCACCGAAGUGCCCCUUCUCCGCCUCUUCGGGUUUACAUGAUCGACGAAAACCUUGAGACUGCGCAUGACAUUUUCACCAAAUGGGACAUCGAUGGGGGCUCCAAACUCGACUCUCUCUUCGCCGGCAGUGACAGAAAAGAAGCCAAGCUGUUCCUCAGAUCCGCCAAGGAUUUGCAGGCCGCUAUGCAAUUCUUCAUGUCGGAGGGUUCGAGCUCCGAGAAGCUCGUCCGUGCUCAAAACUUGAUGCAAAUCGCCAUGAAGAGGCUUGAGAAAGAGUUUUACCUGAUUUUAUCCACGAAUCGGAACAAUUUAGAUGCCGAGUCGGUUUCGAGCAGGUCAUCGCGAGUUUCGGAGAGAUCGAGCACUUCUGAUUUCGAAGAAGAUGGAUCAGAGGUUGAGAGUCAGGUAGCCCGUGAUUCACUCUCGGAAGUUGAGAGAGUUUCUGAGCUUGCUAUGUCAGAUCUGAAAACGAUUGCUGACUCUAUGAUUUCGUCAGGAUACGGCAAAGAGUGCGUGAGAAUUUACAACAUUAUUCGGAAAUCGAUUGUUGACGAGAGCUUGUACUAUCUCGGAGUUGAGAAGCUGAAUCCCUCACAGUUUCAGAAAAUGGAUUGGGAGGUGAUCGAGGUCAAGAUCAAAAGCUGGCUCCACGCGAUGAAGAUCGCCGUGAAGACGGUCUUCUACGGGGAGAGAAUCCUCUGCGACCACGUCUUCUCUGCAUCUUCGAGAAUCUCCGAAUCGUGCUUCGCUGAAAUCGCCAAAGAAGGUGCUAUGACUCUGUUUGGAUUUCCAGAACUCGUUGCAAAGUUCAAGAAACUAUCUCCAGAGAAAAUGUUUCGAAUACUUGACCUCUACGACGCGAUAUCAGAGUAUUGGCCGGAGAUCGAGUCCAUCUUCUCAUUCGAAUCGAUUUCAACCGUCAGAUCUCAGGCAAUCACGUCUCUCGUGAAGCUCGGCGACGCAGCUCGUACCAUGCUCUCAGACUUCGAAACCGCAAUCCAGAAAGAUAUCGCGAAAGCGCCGGUUUCAGGGGGCGGAGUUCACCCCCUGACUCGCUACGUCAUGAACUACGUCGUUUUCCUCUCCGAUUACAGCGGAGCACUCACUGACAUUGUCGCCGACUGGCCUCUCUCGAACCAGUCUCCGCUGCCCGAAUCUUACUUCUCGAGCCCAACCUCCGACAACAGCCCCACCACGGCCAUAUCGGUGCGCUUGGCCUGGCUCGUCCUCGUCCUCCUCUGCAAGCUCGACAGCAAAGCCGAGCUUUACAAAGACGUCUCUCUAUCCUAUCUCUUUUUGGCUAACAACCUAAACUACGUCGUUUCCAAGGUCCGCACUUCGAAUCUGAACCUCGUCUUAGGAGACGACUGGUUACUAAAGCACGAAGCUAAGAUGAAACAGUACGCAGCGAAUUACGAGCGAAUGGGUUGGAACAAAGUGAUCGUAUCGUUGCCGGAGUUAAAUCCAACGGCCAAUAUUUCACCAGAUGAAGCCAGACUUCGCUUCAGGAAUUUCAACACAGCCUUCGAAGAGACGUACAGGAAACAAACCUCUUGGGUCGUACCCGACCCGAAACUCCGAGACGAGAUCAGAACCUCGCUGGCAAGGAAGCUCGUGCCGGUGUACGGGGAAUUCUACCAGAAGUUUCGGACCAUGUUUCGGCGACAAAUGGGAGAUGAGUCAAUUGUCCGAUAUGCCCCCGACGAUAUUGGGAAUUACUUGUCGGACUUGUUCUACGGAGCCGGAACUUCAAGAAGUACGUCGAAUUCGUCGUCAUCUUCACUGUCGUCGCAUUCGCAUGAGCGGAGAGUUCGUUGAGAGGUCACAUCAAUUUGCCGGUUGUGCAUUAAAAAAAAUUGUAAUGAGGACAAAGUAUAGUAUUGACACAUUUUUCGAUGUAGAGCAAUGCAAAGAGGAUUAACCGUUAUAUGAUUCUUUGAAUUCUUCAAAAUAUGAAUAUAUUAAUUUUCAUUUGGAUUUUAUA